Messenger RNA from Teleopsis dalmanni, 3350 nucleotides. RefSeq names its product rho GTPase-activating protein 92B (gene RhoGAP92B). Gene Ontology annotation, cellular component: cytoplasm; intracellular anatomical structure. Gene Ontology annotation, molecular function: GTPase activator activity; protein binding. Lineage: Eukaryota; Metazoa; Arthropoda; Insecta; Diptera; Diopsidae. Gene Ontology annotation, biological process: regulation of Rac protein signal transduction; regulation of actin cytoskeleton organization; positive regulation of GTPase activity. The transcript has 7 exons. The record is from RefSeq and is a predicted model, not a curated record. The coding region runs from base 418 to 2799 and encodes 793 amino acids.
AUAAUAUGAGACUGAAAAUUUAAAACAAAAAUAAAAUAACGUUGUUGACCUUCAUCGCUUGUGAAAAGAAAGGGGGGCCAUAAAUUUCUUAUGAUAACAAGCAAAACAAAUGUUUUUAUUUUUGUUUUACUGGUGACUCUUGUGAAAAAUAUAAUUUAAAAAUAAAUUACCUAUCUGGCAUAAUUGGGUCCAGUCUUCCUGAACUGACCACUUGGGACAUCAUAAAUUUUUAAAAAUUGAAAACAAAGGAAACUCUACUCUACGAAACGUAACAGUCAUAAAUGCAAUCGUCGGCGUAGGAUGACUAAUUUUUUGUGUUAUUGGAUAAAGAAGUAUUUUAUUAAAUAAAAUUUCAAAUAAGUUGGUUUAAGAUUAAUAUAAAAAUAGUUGAAAUUGAGAAAAAAAGCACGUAGCAUAAUGAAGAAGCAAUUUACGAAAAUAAAAAUUGCCGCUGAAAAUUUAUCAAGAUCCAAUAAAAAUGAUCGUAAAGAUUUUGAAUUGGAGACUAUUGAAAAACAAGUGGAUAAAUACCGUGAAGUAUUAGAUAAAAUGGUUCGAAAAUUGCCUACAGUUAGCAGCAAUACAGACACACAGGAACGGGAUAAACGUAUUAAAAAAAAUAGUCAUUACAAAAUCGGACAAGCUUUAGAUGAAUCCUCAAAAGAAUUAUCAAAGGAAAUGCCAUUAUAUCAUGCUUUAUCCAAUUGUGGGGAACUUGAAAAGUCACUUGCGGAGUGCAUCGUUGACAGCGAAUUGGAAACGGAAACUGAGGUGGUGCGACGGCUUAAAUUAAUAUUAGAGAAUGAAAUACAAGAGAUAUCUACAAUGAAGCGCAAUGUUUCACGCACAUUACAAGAAUACACUUCACUCAAGCGCAGUUAUGAGGCUGCAGUGCGUUUGGAUGAACCACAGGCAAAAAUAAAUCAUCUUAAAGAACAGCAAGAACAAUGUGAGGUGAAAUUAGAAAAAGAACGUGACGCUUGGGCGGCACAAAUGUUUGAAUUAAUCGCAAAAGAAGAUGUUAUUGUACAGUGUAUACGAGAUUAUGUACUCAACCAAAGAAAUUAUCAUGAACGUGCAUUACAACGAGUUAAUUCAUCAUUAUCCAAUAUACAGGAUAUAAUUCAAUCAACAGUGAAAUCAGGAUUUGGAACUUCACUGUCAGAACAUUUGAGAUCUACUAAUCGUAAAAUAUCUCAUAUAAUAGAAUUGUGCGUAUGCUGUUUAGUAGAGAACGGACUGUACGAAGAAGGUCUACUGCGUGUUGGAUGUGCAAGUACAAAAAUGCGGCGUAUGAAACAUGCUCUGGAGGCGCAAUAUGUAAAAACGCCUCUACCUCUUGAAUAUCAAGAUCCACAUGUGAUUGGUUCAAUUUUAAAAUUAUAUCUGCGUGAAUUGCCUGAACCUCUACUAACACAUAAAUAUUUUAAAGAAUUUAUACAUUCUGCUGAGCGUUCAUCAGAAGCGGAACGUAAAGCAGAAAUAAAAGCCAUCUUGACGAAAUUACCAACGGAAAAUUAUGAAAAUUUACGUUACCUUACAAAAUUUCUAUGGUUAGUUACGCAAAACGUUGACCAAAACAAAAUGAACUCACAUAAUAUAGCAAUUGUAAUGUCACCAAAUAUGUUAUGGCCUCGUAUGGAUAAAAACAAUCCUGCAGAUUAUAUGGGGCAGGUUAAUAGUUCAUCUGCUGUUAAUGUGAUUGUGGAACUAUUAGUUAGUCAAUGGGAUUACUUUUUCGAAGGUGAGGUAGAUUUUUUUGUUACGCUACAACGACAUAAAAUGUUUGUAGAGGGUAAAAGCAAAUCUAAUUCCUCAAAUGAAAAUUUAGACAAGCACGACAGUGAGUCAUUAGAGAGUCCUCGUUAUGGCACAAUAAGACGACAGAAAGCAUGCGCACCUUCACCGCCUGCAAAAACAUAUGAAAAAGCACAUUAUAAUUCCAACGCUAACAUUGUGCAUAUGACUCCAGAUAAUAAUGAUACUGACUCAAAUUAUCGCAAAAAUGGAGAAAUUAAUAAUAGAGUGAAAGAACUAUUUCCAUCAGCAAAUAAUGGUACAGGUGUAGAUAAACCAGAAAAACCACCACUACCUAAACUGCCACAAUUCCAGCAGUCCCAGCCCCAGUCCCAGCCCCAGUCCCAGUUCCAGUCGCCACCACAACCGCAACAACAACAAAUCCAAACACCACAAUCAACACUUGAACAGCAGCAAACUCCGAAGCCUGUGCCAAUGACGAGAACACAAUUUUUUGGUUUGGAUCAAUUACCUUCACCUGUAGCUGAUCGUAAGAGUACUGAUAGCACAGGUUCAUUUACUUUUAAGCCCGAUUUACCACAAAAACCAAAAAUACCAAAACGACCAAUGGUGCUCGGUUUAAAUGCUGCUAAUAAAAGCGAUGAGGAAUCAUGCACUCCUACGCCAACUCAAACUAAUGCAACGUAUAAUAUAUUAAAUGAUGUAAGCAACAAUAUGAGAAAUACAACAGAAAAUUUUAUCGAUAAAUUGCGUAAUGAAAAAUUGGAUAAUGGUGUAGCAAUAACAAAUGAAAAUAAUCAUAAUCAACAUUUACUUACCUCUGAACAAAUGAAUUCAAAUUCUAGCAUUAGUUCAAAUAUAAACUCAAACACUAUAAACUCAAAUUUAAACACAAACGAGAACACAAAUGCAAAUUGUAUGGCAACAAGUGUUGAGAAAACUGCGACUACCCCUAUAUCACCUAAUAUGAUACUUACACCUAAAAGACCAACAGUUCCAGCCCCUCCUCCACCUUCAGUAGUUAAAAAGCAAAGUGAUUAAUCUAUAUUGAAGCAGAAUUCAUAAUAAUUAAUUUACAGUAUGGGAUCUCAAAAUAAAUAUGGGUUUAUAUAGAAAUUUUUUAAACUUUAAUAAUUGGUUUAAUAAGAAUUGGUUUAAUAAGAGAAAAGUAAUCAAUAUUGAAAUCUUUAUAACAACAAAUUAAGUUAAAAAAUAUUGACCAAAUUUUUGUUCUACCAAAAACCAUACAAAUGUGUGCUAUAUAUUUUAUUAAUAGAUUAAAUUUCUUUUUGAGUAUUUUUACAGCUUCUUUAAUGUAGCAAAUUAUUUAAAUUUACUUAAAUUACUAAAAUAGUCAGAACAUUUACUUAUAUGUGUUAUUAUAAUAUGUAAUUGGUAAUUUUGUUAAAUAAGUUCUCACAUACACACAAGUGAAACUGUUUGAUAUGUGAAUACCGAUUAAGUUUAAAUGUAGCACAUAUACAUAAUAUGCUAAUAUAAAUACCAAAACAGCUUUUCUUAUCCAAAGUGCUUGAAUUACUUCCAUCGUAUUUGAAACAUCCUUACGUUAUUUAUUUCAAUCAUAUCACUUU